AUGGAGCUAUUCCAGGGCAUGUCUCGGGAUGAGUUGACAAAGAAGUUGCAGGAAACCCGGGUGCUUCUUGCGGCGGCAAAGCAGCAUCGUCAAUCUAAUUUCCAGCCAGUCCCAGUCAAGACGGAGCCAGGGAAAUCAGCUACUCGAGCUGAGGGGCUUCUUCCAGCUGAGAAACCCAAUACUCUGAUGAUCUCAGCUCCUAUGGGGGGAAGUGCCAGUCAGCCAGCCGAAACCAUCCCUGCUGAUACGCAAGAGAUUCUCUUGGCUAUGGCAUCUACCCCAAAGACGGCUUCACAUGCAGAAUCUUCACCGGCCCCAGAGCCAUCGUCAACCCCAAGCAGCUGCAGGCCUCCGUCCUCAUCGCCGCCUUCAAGUGCCAAAGCUGCAGCAGCCCUGCCAGCAGCCACAACGGAGUCAGUGGAGGGGGGGAAUCAGAUGGCUGAGGGUGACAAGGACUUGUUGAUAAGGGCAUUGGCCAAGAUCGAGGAAUUGGAGGGCCGUUUAGAGACUGCUAGCAAUACCUCUGCUCGGGGGAAGGAUGAUGAGAAAAAUGAGGAGGAAAAGGAUGAUGAUCCCAUUGUCACUCCUGACGGGCAGAAAGUUCUGGGCGCUGACGCGCUCAGAAUGAGACUCAGACGUCUCACUGAGACCAAGACGAGCGGCAAACGAUGGGUGGACGACAAGACCCAACAGGACUACAAAGCCGGGGGAGAGCGCAGACAGUGGCUUGAAAUCGCACUUCUGGAGUCGUUGAAGAAGCACGGCACCGGCAGAGAAGCAAAUGGAAAAGUUCGGGCGGAAUUCCUUACCAGAGUGGUGGUAGUCCGUGAGCGCAUGCAGUCAAAGGAGCACGAGGUCACAGGGAAAUGGCAAACCGAAGAGAAACUCAAGUCUUCAGGAGAGUACACGCCGAAGUGGAAAUAUGAUGAAAACACUGACGAGUUUUUUGUGGAGGAUGAAACCACUGUGAAAUGUCGGCGCUCAGACCUGACCCGACAUACGGAGUCGACUGAGAUGGACGACAAAGUCUCUCCAACGGCUCCAAGUUUGCCAAAGGGACCUGAUGAUGUCUCCGGAGAUGAGAGCCCCGAAUCGAAGCCUACGCCAGAGCAGUUGGGUCAGAAGGUCGUUCCAGACCUGGAGAAGUUCAUGGACACGCUGAACACUAAGAUGAGCAACAUCUAUGAGAUGAUUACGGUGUUGGAGGACAAGGAGAAUCCCCCACCAAUGGAGCGCUAUGCGCUGAUGGCAAGCGACCUACGUCGCAUAGUGGGGAAGUUGGAGGAAAAUUUCAAGAUCGUGGCCAAGUAUCUAACGGAGAUCAAGAUGGAUGAUCUGGACAAGAACCCAGCAGAUCCAAAGCUAAGAGAGUUUCUUUUCUGCCACAUAGGGGAAGCUGCUUUGUUUCAGACCAUCACACCUAUCUUCCAAAAAAAAAGAUGGUAA
Molecule: messenger RNA, 1446 nt
Organism: Cladocopium goreaui
Lineage: Eukaryota; Dinophyceae; Suessiales; Symbiodiniaceae
Source: the annotation of a GenBank genome assembly